Odontomachus brunneus is the source of this 1093-nucleotide messenger RNA. RefSeq lists its product as uncharacterized. The transcript is spliced from 3 exons. The record is from RefSeq and is a predicted model, not a curated record. Bases 164 to 1015 code for a protein of 283 amino acids. NCBI's taxonomy places the organism in Eukaryota, Metazoa, Arthropoda, Insecta, Hymenoptera, Formicidae.
UUCUGAAGUAUAUUCCCUUCUCUGUGUUUAUCUUUGUUACGCUUUACGAGUCGGAUUCGUGGAGGUCAUUCCAAUUUUCUUCGACGAUGAUUGUCAUUACUAUAUAUACAUCCGGAUGUUUAUCCCUUCCUUGAGACGUCUUGCACGGCGAUAGAGGUGUUUUAUGAAAAAUCAGUGUCCCGUGUGUAUUCGCGAGCGAACGAUGAAGGCACAAACGGGGACAAUUCUCGUCGCUUGCCUCGCGAUUGUGACAUUUAACGAUGUAGUCGCAGGCGUCGAGGUCUCGUCGAAGGUCGAGUUAGAUUCGGACGAAAAUGAAGACACAUUAAGCAACACAGCCUCCGAUGCAGAUCCGAGCGAAUCUGCAUAUACAUCGGAAUCGAUCUCGAGUGUGUCCAAACUGCCGGCGGUCGGUUGGCGUCGUGAAAGCGAGCUGGUAAAGCCAAGGGGAACGAGAAAACGCAGAAUUUAUACUGCACGCGACGAUUCGUCUAGCCAGCCAAAGGUUAUCAAUAACAUACAGAUCGUUGUAAAUGGCAACGACAGUCUGCCAAGCGUGAACUCUUGCAAACAUAGUAUAUGCGACGUAUCAGUUUCGUCAAAACCCGAUGGGAAAGGCAAUAUCGUGACCGAGGUGCGUCUCAGCAUCGUCACGAGAGCGAAAUCGAACGUUCAGGUGAACGAUGUGCCUGUGAUCGAUGGUUUUCGAGGUGCCAGUAAAGAGUCAAGAGAGCAGCCGACUUUUCAUCCAACGAGCACAUCCAAUCUGUAUUCGCACUUGUAUCGUGAUUAUACUCCACAGAUUCAAUCGAAUUACCAGGGAUAUGGCGAGUCGUGGUACCAACAACGACGUACCUUUCAACGACCGUCAAUGUAUUUGGGUUAUCAGAAUUUCGGAGAUCGUGGCGAUGGAUUCCGAGGACACAAAACAUGGUCGCGGGAGAGAGCCAUAGUGGACGAUAAGAUCGAGGCGCCUCUCAGCAAGACCAAAUCCAGCAAUGAUACGAAUUCGUGAUUCCAUGAAAUCGUAAUAUACUCACGAUGUAAACGUUGCCAUACAUCGAAAGGUAUGUGGGAUUAUGUCGAUUAUUUA